AUGAUUAACUACUUGCAAGUUUUCUUUUUGUUAACAAUUUUCAUGUUUGUACAUGGUACUGACUAGUAAUGUUAAUGCCUAAGCCUAAAAUCAGAGGAUGACUGCUUGAAGUUCCCCCUCUAAUACUGUGAAUGGACUUCAAAGAAAUGUGACCUAUCAAACUAAACAAAGUCAAACCCCCUUAUUGAGGGUAAACCUUAUUGUUCAUAAUACGAAUCUUCAAAACAUUGUUUAGCAGCCUUUGUUUGUAUAAACGAAUCGAAAACAAUAGGAUAGUGUAAUGAUGAAUAUUUACCCCAUUAUCCUUGCAUUUGGGUUGACACAAAGUGCUAGUUCUUUACUGGAUGCAGUAUGUAUAUAGAGCAAAUGCAUUAAAAAUGUAAUGAAAAAUCAAAAGAAUGCACUACAGAUAGUGUUUAGUGUAUUUAGAGAGCAGAAUGUCAUGAAUAUCUUACAGUAGAUGCUUGUAAAUAAAAAAAUAUUCAUGGACAAUAAUGUACAUGGGAUCCUUAGAUGGGAUGUAAACGAAUUAGUAGGUGUUCAGAAUUAUAAAUAAAAAGUACUAUAACUCAUGAAAAUUGUUAUGAUGAAUUGGAUAGGUGUACAAUAAACAAAGACAAUGAUUGUGUAGAUUUGUUACCAGAAUGCAGUGAUUACACUUUUGUGGGCUAAUGUAAAAUAACGUCAUCUAAAGUCAAAUGCAAAUGGUAGGAAGAAAUGUGUCGAGACAUGACUUGUGAUGAUGCCCCACUAACUUUAGUUUCAGAGAAUUGUUAUGAUUUCUUGUAGAAGGGCAUGUGUGAAGCAAAAUAUGGUGGAGGAUGUUAGUAGGUCAUUUAUUGUAGCAAUUUAAAAACUCAAGUUGAAUGUCAAGGGAAGAUUGAUACAAGUGGGACACCUUGUUUUUGGAUAGCAUCUCUUCAUUAAUGUGUGAUAUACAAAUGUGAAAACGCUCCAUUAGAUUAUCAGAACGAUAAAUAAUGCUAAUCUUUCUAAGAGGAUUGUAUUGCUAACGAAGGCAGUGGGUGCAAAUUAAAUACUUCAUGCAGUUCUAUUAAAACAUAAAUAGAUUGUAAUACAUAGAAGAGUGGUGAUGGCAAGGAUUGUAUGUGGGAGGAUUCUUGUAUUGAAAAAGCUUGUGAAAAUGCAUCAACCAAGUUGACUACACAUUAAUAAUGUGAGUAGUUCUUAUUCUCAUGCACUACUGAUAAUGGAUUUGGCUGUCAGACGAAAAAUUGUAAAAAUGCUCCAGAUACUUUAAAAACAAAUGAAGAUUGCGAGAAGUACCUCCCUGAUAAUCACUGUAUUACCAGAAGUGGGGGUGGCUGUAUUGAAAAUGGUUCUUGUUCUAAGGUCACCACCUCAAUAGCUUGUGUAAAGGACAUUAAUGGAUCAGAUUGUUAUUGGUAUGAAAUAACUGGCACAUGUAUUACAAAGUAAUGUGAUAAGGCACCAUCCACAAUCAGGACUCAAGAAGACUGCGAGAAGUUUUGGUCCAAAUGCUAAGUAAAUUAAACAGCAACUGGUUGUGAAGACAAAAUUUGCGAAAACUAUUAAAAUGAAGUUAAUUGCACAAAAUAAUUGGAUUUUUAUGGGAGAACCUGUUAAUGGAGAAAUAAAUGCAUUGAAAAAACAUGUCUAAGUGCUUCCACGGAGAUUAAAACACAUGAAGGUUGUAAUGCAUACUUAAGUACUUGUACUUUGGCUUUAUCUGGUAAAGGUUGUAUGUCACUUCCUUUACAAUGUGAACAGAUAAAAUUGGAGGAAGGGUGUUACCUUAGGCAAUCUAUUGGUUUCAAUAAUGUUAUUAAAACUAAGGAAUGCGCCUGGAAGAAUGGCAAAUGUUUAGAUAAGUCUUGCUAUACUGCUCCGAUAAACAAAACUACAACUGUAGCUUGUAAGGAGUACAUGCAGGGCUGUUAUGUAAACAAUGAUAAAAGAGGAUGCUGGGUUUUGCCGGAGUGCAGUUAAAGAGCCCUUUAAGAAAUCUGCGAAAUUGAAAAUAAUUAUAAGUGUGCCUGGGAUGAAGGACGUUAGAAGUGCUAAAUAAGGGCUUGUGAUUCGACUCUAUUUAUUAGUGAGAAAGCAAAAUACUAGACAGCCCAAAGUUGCAAUCAAUAUCCAUUGGAGGAUUGUACCAAUCCAGAUGGUUUAGGCUGUUGUACUUUAAGCAAUACUGGAUUGGGGUGUAUGAGAAAACCUGACAGUUGUACUAAGCUAAAAUCUUAAGGUAAUUGCAUUUAGAAUGGCAUCAUGGAUCCAAAAGCGAAGUGUUUGUGGACAGGAGAUUAAUGUGUGAUAUAAUCUUGUUCAGCAAUUAAGUUACAGAUCGACUCAUUAAUUUACAAUCAUACAAAUUGUUUUGAGAAAUCGUAUUAAACUUGCACAGUCAAUGAUGAUGCAAAUGCUUGCAUGGAUUUACAAUAAAAUUGCUCAUAAUAUUCACCUAAUGAUCAAUGUAAAAUUGAUUCAAAUAAAAACGAAUGUGUCAUUCGGUUUAAUGCUAAUACUUAAGAAUAUAGAUGCGAUAUCAAGAAGUGUGGAGAUGUUGUUUCUAAAAUGUAUAAUUCAUAUGCCGCUUGCAAUGCGUAUGAUUCCACAUGCACUGUAAUUGCAAGGGUAAAUUAAAAUGGCUGCAUUGAUAAACAGCAAUAUUGUUUCAAUUAUAAAUUUCCUGAAUAAUGUUUUAAGAAUCUUAGUGGAUAGAAAUGUAUCUGGAAUAAUGAAAGGUGCUGGGAUUUUGAUAAAGUCGAUUGUUCAAGGUUAGUAUUAACUGAGUAUUCAACAUAAACUUGUGAAGAUGUUGUUUCCUAUUGCAAAGUCAAUGAAAAAAACACAGGUUGCAAAUUGAAGACAUGUGAAGAUUAUACCACUCAAACAGAGAAAACAGGAGGACCAGUGGUCUCUUAAUUAAGCCAUUGUUAAGCUAUUAUAUCUAAUAAAGUUGAGUGUUCAAUUAACAAUGCAUUGAAUGCUUGCGUUAUCGAAAAAGCUCGAUGCAAUUAAUAUACUCCUCAAGAAUGCUAUUAUGCCAAAUUUGAUGGUUUUUGUUUAACAAAUGGGUCACAGUGCUAUAUGCAAUAUCAAUCCUGUACCACUUGGUCCAGUGAAAAUGACGCAGAAUGUAAGAAAAACAGAGAAUUUUGUAAAUAUCCACUUAAUGGUAUAGGAUUGAUGGCUUGUGCAUCUAGAAAUUGUGAAGAAAAGGAUGGUGUAGAUUUGACAGAGAAUAUUUGUAAGUAAUUUGAUUAAACAUGCACUGUCAGUAGGGAUAAAAAGAAAUGUAUACUGAUUUAAAAUAGUUGUGGUACUUACAAGGAGGAGAACACAUGUUUGAAAUCUCAGGAGAGUAAUUGUAUUUGGUAAGUUGGAGCUACUAGCCAGUGUAUUGGUAUUGCAAGCAUAAUCGAAGCAGAUAAGAAUUGCUCGUACAAAAAAGGAACGGGAUUAACCUAUUAAGAUUGCCAAGACUUUAGUCGUUUUUGCAGUGUCAAUAGAGCAGGAACUUAAUGUGUGGCUAAAAAGUAAUGUGGAGGAUACACUAUUUUUGACUGUUAGCAAAGUGAUUUUAAUGAAUAUUGCAUACAGAGCAAAGUUGAUGAUGCAGAGGCUGUAUGCAAAGCCUCUUAAGGAGUCAGCUGUGAAUAAUUUUAUCUAGGGGAAAGUAUCGUUUAUACAUCAGAGAAAUGUAGUCAAAUCAACAAGGCUUGUACAAAUUUAGGAACCUCAGGUUGUACUCUCAAGACUUGCUAGAAUGCGAUUGGACCAUUUACACAUGAGACAUGCUCAGCCUGGAAGGAUAAUUGCACUGUAAAUGCGGAAAAAAAUGGAUGUUAGGAGAUGAAGGAUAGAUGUUAUGAAAAUGAUGUCGACUCUUGUAUUAGAACCAUUCUAGAUGGAGUGUGUAUAAUAGAUAAGAAAUAAAAUUAAUGCUUAAAGAAGACCUGUUAUUCUUCUGAUGAUACUUUAACAAGUGAUGCCUAGUGUGAACAGUAUAUGUCAACAUGUACCGUAGCUUAAUCUGGUGGCUGUAUACUUAGAAGUUCUUGCGACUCCUACCUAACAGAGUUACAAUGUGUAGAAGAUAAUCAAGGCGCAAUUUGUUUUUGGAAUCCCUCAUUGUAGAAAUGUGUACUCUUUGAAUGCAAAUCUAUAGAAAGAACCGAAAAAUAUGAUUCUCAUGAUGAGUGUUAUGAAUUAAUUAAUGUUUAAGAUCCAAAAAAAAAAAAUUUACGUGUAAAUUGCACAGUGAAUUAUGUUGUCGAUCCUAAUGAUUAAUCAGUCUCGUAUCCAAGUGGAUGCAUGAAUUUAUAAGCAUGCAAUGAAUACCUUCACAAGGAGCAGUGUAAAGUAGAUACGUAAGGUUAAUUUUGUAGGUGGAAUACGGAUAAUCCUGAGAAUGAAUUCUGUGAAAUGACUUCUUGCUAAUCAGCUGAUCCAGAUAAGUAUUACACACAUAAGGCUUGCACGGAAUAUUAGUUAAAUGUAUUCACUCAGUAUCAAGAUAAGUGUACUGUGGCUGUCGUUGAGAUAUCCCCUGGAACACUCAAGCCGUCGGGUUGUAGAAAUAGAGCUGAAUGUGAAGAGUACAAAAUCGAAGAUCAAUGCAGAUAUAGUUCGUUAGGUUAAGAAUGUAAAUGGGAUAGGAUUGAAUAAGCUUGUUUCACAUUAUAGUGCAAUAAAGCACCAUAAACAUUUACAACUCAUGAGCGCUGCAAUGAUUUUGCACCCAAAUGCACUCUUAGAACAACCAUGCAAGGAUGCAUGGAUAUGACUCCAAAUUGUGAAGAUUACCAAAUAAAUUCUUAAUGUACCAAGAGUAUGUAUGGUAGUUUAUGUUAUUGGAAUGGCAUUCAAUGUGUAACUAGAUUGUGCAGUAAUACACCAGAUAAUUUAAAUGGAGAGUGCUCAAAAUAUUUAAGCACUUGUGAAAGCAGUAGGAAUCUAAGGUGCGUUACAACUGAUUGUGAAAAGUAUACUUACGUAACAGACGCAGCUUGUAAGUAGGUAGGUUUAAGUGGAAAGUGUACCACAGAUGGAACUAGAUGUGUUUUAAGGACAACUUGUGAAGAAGCAAGAGCACAGGAGGCUUGCAAAGUCAAUAAUCUAGAAUAGCAAUGCAUUUGGAAUGCACCAACAACAACAAGGGAUGCUUAUUGUGAAACAAGCAUUUGCGAACUGGCAUCCAAAACAGAUUAUGUCAGUGAGAAGUAAUGUAGGAAAUACAACAAUGGAUGCACCUUAAGAUAAUAGGGAGGUUGCAAAUUGAUUUUAAAUUGUACUUCUUAUGAAUUGGAAAGUAGCUGUACAUUUUCUAGAGAUGGUAAAAUAUGUGUUUGGGAAAAGGAUGUAGGUUGCAGGAGUAAUGACUGUUCAGAUUUAACUGGAACAGAUCAUUUUAAAUGCAAGAAACAAAACAAGACAUGUACUAUUUCUAAAACUGGAAAUUGUGUCAAUAUGGCUGCUAACUGUACUGAAUAUUAGAUUGAGGAAAGUUGCGUCGAAACAUUUGAUGGUUUGCCAUGUCUCUGGGUUAAACCUUUAAGAAAUGAAAACCAUCCUUAAGGGUUAUGCAUCAAAUAUUUGAAAUGUGAAGAUAUCCCUCUUAAAACAGAUGCAGAAUGUAAAAGUGUAUUUAAAAAUUGCACCUCUAAUGGAACAACCUGCAUAUCUAUAACAAAAUGCGAGAAUCUUUCUUCCAUAAAUUGCAACAGAGGCUCUGAUGGAGAAUGCAUGUUAAUUCGCAAAGAUGCUAAUUCCGCUUCUAAAAUAUGUAAGAAAUUUAACAAAUGCAAAGAUAUUCAAUAUCAAACUCAUGCAGAGUGCUAUGAAGUAAAUUAAGGUUGCACUACUAGUGGAAGUGAAUGUAUGGAAUUGAAGGAGAAUUGUCAAGAUUAUUUGGACUAAUCAUCAUGUUACAUUACAAAAUAAUAGACUAUAAAAACAUCAAAAAGUACUGAUAUUUGUGUUUGGGAGGGAAAAUGUAGGAAUCAAAGCUGUUCAGAUAUUAGUGGAACCACUCAUAAAUACUGUAAUUCUAAGUUGAAUUCUUGCACUUCUGAUGGCACUACAUGUAUGUCUAUGUAAGAAUGCAAAUUAUACAAGACAAAAACAAAAUGUACCAAUGGCUAUACGAAAAUUAAUACUGAUAUUAAUCCAUGUUAUUGGGAAGAUGCGAAUUAAGAAUCAGGUGAGUUAUGUAGAGAUAAAAAUUGUAAUGACAUACUUCCAGUAUCCAACCUCUAUUGUUCAGAAGUGACUACAUGUGUUUAUGAUGCAACUUAAUAAAAAUGUAUCAUCAAGAAUUACUCUUGUAGUUAGUAUAAUGAUUAGAAUGCCUGCAAUUAAGGAGCAUCAAAUUAGAAAAUCUGUUAUUGGGCUAAUAGUAAGUGUUUAGAAGUUACGGGAUGCUAAGUCAUAACUGAGUAGGCAAAGUGUUUAUCACUUAGAGGAUGUAGCUAUAUCACUUAAAAUGGUACUUCUAGCUGUGUUCCCUAAGAUUGCUAGAGUAUCUAUUAGCAGACAAAUUCUUGCAAGUUUAUCUAAAUAUUUAAUUCAGAUUAAACGAAUACUUGCAUGAUAUAGAAUGGAUAAUGCAAUUUAGUUGAUCCAUCUAAUUUAAUGUAGGAUACCUGUCUGAUUAAUUCAAAUUACAAAUAUACAUGGAGUACUGAUAAUUCCAAAUGUGUUCUUUGUUAUGAGAAAUCUGCUCCCCCCAACAACACCACCUGUAAUAAAGAUAGUUCCCCCAGCGACAUCACCUGCAAUGGUACAGAUGAUUCAGCUUAAAAGAUCAGCAUAGUCUUAAUUUUGUUGUCUAUGAUGGCAGGAUGA
Molecule: messenger RNA, 6834 nt
Organism: Paramecium octaurelia
Lineage: Eukaryota; Ciliophora; Oligohymenophorea; Peniculida; Parameciidae
Source: the annotation of a GenBank genome assembly